Mytilus californianus (California mussel) is the source of this 1569-nucleotide messenger RNA. Its product is annotated as U11/U12 small nuclear ribonucleoprotein 35 kDa protein-like. Gene Ontology annotation, molecular function: mRNA binding; snRNA binding. Gene Ontology annotation, cellular component: precatalytic spliceosome; U12-type spliceosomal complex. Gene Ontology annotation, biological process: mRNA splicing, via spliceosome. The record is from RefSeq and is a predicted model, not a curated record. NCBI's taxonomy places the organism in Eukaryota, Metazoa, Mollusca, Bivalvia, Mytilida, Mytilidae. The coding region runs from base 151 to 1548 and encodes 465 amino acids. The transcript has 2 exons.
AAAAAAAAACGACAACCGCAAAUGGCACAUACGACUGGUUACUUUGGAAAAACAUAAUAUUUCCUAGCAAACUAUCUUAAAUUCAGAUUAUUGUCAGGAAAAUUAUCUAAAUUUGAAAGGUAUUUACAGCUUACAGUUUAAAAAAAAAUAAUGGAUAACUGGUCUGCAAUAGCAAAAGUCUAUGAUCCGCUAAAAGCGGGAAGUAUUGAUGCUACAGAUACAGAACCACAUGACCACGGUAUCAUCAGAGCAAUGGCAGCUAAAUACAAACCGAAUAAAAAAGAUGUAGUAGGUGAUCCGGAGAAAACAAUAUUCAUUGCUCGGCUUAAUCCCAAAACAAAUGAAACAACAAUAGAAAAAGUUUUUUCAGGAUAUGGAAUCAUCAAGCAAUUUAGAUUAGUCCGUGAUAUUAUAACAGGAUAUUCUAGAUGUUAUGCUUUUGUAGAAUAUUAUGAUCAUAAGGAGGCUGAGGAUGCUGUUUGGAGAGGACAUAAGCAAGAAAUUGAUGGUUGUGAAGUUUUUGUUGAUUAUGAAUGUGAGCGAGUACUCAAAGGAUGGGUACCAAGAAGACUUGGGGGAGGUUUUGGUGGGAAAAAAGAAUCUGGACAAUUAAGAUUUGGGGGCAGAGAUAGACCAUUUCGAAAACCUAUUUAUAAUAAAAUGAUAGCUCUUAAAAAUGUUAAUGAUGAACAUCAUGAGAAUGCAUGGGAUGAUAAAAGUAGUGAGCAUGGUGCAGACGGUCACGAGAAUUAUAGAGGCACAAACAGGGUACGCUCUGAUCGAUCAAAUAAACAAUAUUAUGUGAACUUAAAUAUUUUUAAGUCAUCUGAAAAAAAUGUUAAAGAUAGAGAUAGAAGGCAAAAUAGGGACAGGUCCAUAGACAGAGAAAGACAUCAGACUAGAGACAGAUCCAUAGACAGAGAAAGACAUCAGACUAGAGACAGGUCCAUAGACAGAGAAAGACAUCAGACUAGGGACAGGUCCAUAGACAGAGAAAGACAUCAGACUAGAGACAGAUCUAGGGAAAGAGACAAACAAUACAGUAGAUAUACCAAAAGUAGUCAAGCUUGGGAGACAAGUCCACAUCAAACAAAACAAUCAAGAGAGACUGCAGGGGAAAGAAGGGGAAGUAAUAGAGACAGAGAUAGAACAAGAAGCAGUGAUGGAUCAAGAGAUAGAAUUGGAGAUAAUAGAUCAAGGGAUAAAAGUAGGGAUAGAUCUGGUGAGAGAAGACAAGAUAGAUCAGGGGAGAGGAGUAAAGAUAGAUCAGAGAAAAGAAGGAAGAGAUCAAGGGAUUCAAAAAGAGAGACUAGUGAAGAUAGAGAAAGAGGAAAAUAUAUAGAUAGAAGAAUAGAUAAAGGUAAACAUCUGGAAAGAAGUGAUUAUAGGGAAAAUAGAGCACCAGAAACAUACUAUGACGAAAGAACAAUCAAUAGACUCAUACAGACCACUGUUAGCAGUAUUUGGGAUGAACAUGAACAUGAUAAGGAACAAAAUUCACAAACUAACAAUGAAGUAACAGAAGAUUUAGAAGUUCCAGAGAAUUAAAAAAAAUAAUUGUUUGAAGAA